UCCCACUUUCCGACUCUUCCGGGUCCCCCUUACGCGAUACUCCAAAGUCCGAUACGUGCCAGAUAAAUUAUCAUUGGUGUAGGCCUAUCGUUGUCUAUUGUAGUCGAAGUUGUUUAUCUGACUCUGUAACUAACCUGCGUGUUAGUACAAUAGCCAUUAUUUGAAGAUUUAAAAGCUGUUCAAACAUGUAUGACAUUGUUAUUGUCGGUGCUGGGCUGUCUGGAUUAAGCGCAGCACAUCUCUUACUUCAGAGAGAGGCAAAGUUAAAACUUUUGAUCUUGGAAGGAAAAGAGAGGGUAGGAGGGCGCACUGUCACACAGGACGUGCCGGCUGCUGGUGGACUUGAUCGCUGGGAUCUUGGGGGACAGUGGGUAGCCAGUUCACAGACCCAUGUAAUGCAACUCAUAGAGGAACUUGGUUUGGUGGUAUAUCCACAAUACACCGAAGGCAAGAAGGUGCAUCAUAUGGGGGGUCCCAAUGCUAGGAUCAGCACCUACACGACCAGCAUCCCAUCAUAUUCACCCCUGGUCCUGUUAGACUUCCUGCAGUUCAUAUGGAAGAUUGGCAGGCUGUGCAAGUCGGUGGAUGUGCAGGAGCCUUGGAGGACCCCCGACGCCCUUCGCUGUGACGCCAUGACCCUCUCCACCUACAUCGAGCAGCACGUGUGGACCACAGAGUUGAAGGAGGAGAUGGCCUUGUGCAGUCGUGCGGUGUUUGGAGUGGAGCCGUCCCAGAUGAGCCUGCUGUUCUUCCUGAUGUACUCGGCCGCCGCAGGGGGCGUCAUGAGGCUCCUGGAGACCACACCUGGGGCCGCGCAGGAGUUUAGGGUCAAGGGGGGCACUCAGCAGCUGUCAGAGUGCUUGGCGGAGCGGAUCGGUACUGAGCGUGUGCGGCUCAACUCGCCUGUGAUGGCCAUAUGGCAGGGAGAUGAUAGUGUGGAGGUGAGGACACCAACUGAGUCAUUCUCCUGCAGACUCGUCAUCGUCACCUGCCCCCCUCACAUGGCAGCUCGGCUCCAGUACCAGCCGGCCCUCCCAACGGAGAGACAGCAGCUGUGUCAGCACAUGCCUGUGGGUCACAUGAUCAAGUUCAUCAUCACCUACCCUACGGCCUUCUGGAGGGAGAAGGGAUUCUCGGGGGAGAUCGUGACGCGGCCAUCCAACGACUGCCCCUUCAGCGUGACCUACGAUGCCACCAGCCCCAGUGGCAGUGCAGCACUAGUGGGCUUCAUCGCCGGGCUGCAGGCCCAUGACUGGGCAUCUCGAAAGGUGGAGGAGAGGAGAGAUGCGGUUGUGUCCAGCCUGGUGAGAUACCUCGGUCCUGAGGCCUCUAACUUUGUCCAUUACAUCGAGAAAGACUGGGGCCAGGAGCCUUACAGCGGGGGUUGCCCAGUGAACGUCAUGGUCCCAGGGAUGCUAACCUACUUCCACCCCAGCCUCCGCAGGCCCAUUGGCAGGAUCCACUGGGCGGGGACGGAGACUGCCACCAAAUGGUGUGGCUACAUGAGCGGCGCUAUCCAGAGUGGCCACCGGGUGGCGCUAGAGGUCCUGGCCCGCCUGAGUCCGCACUUGUUGAGCCAGGAGGAGAGGGAGGCGGCACAGGGCCUCAGCCACCAACCAACCCCCCGGAGUGACCUCUGGAGCCACGUGAUUGGCUACUCGCCACUACGCGUCACCCUCACCCUGACCGCCAUCACUCUGGGGGCCACCUUGUUAUUGGUCAAGCCUCAACUCAGGAGAGAUGUGAUUGGCCAAGCGUUAGCCUGGCUUCCCAAAUAUUACACAAACUAGGAGAGAUGUUCCCUAGACUGGCACGGAGAAACACUAUUUUAUGAGCCACAGGACAAAUCGAUCAAGUUUAGCUGCAAUAUCUUUGGAACCACAGGGUAUAGUUACGGAACGUGUUCUGUUCCGUGCUCUGUUCCGUGCUCUGUGUACUCUGGGCAAAGACAAAUCUAAUCAAAACAAAAAUAAAACAAGUGAUUCAAUACUUUAUUGCCAAACUACUCGGUGCAAGUUGCUAGGGAUUUGCUUCAGUGUGCUCAUGACAGGACAAAGACUUCACCAUAGACACACAGAAAAAGACAUAGAACACAUAUAUACAGAGUCCCACACAGAAUCACCCUUGACAUAGGCACAUAAAAAGGGCACACUGCUCACAGCAUACCUGGAUGACAGUCCAGGAGGCUAGAGUGACAGGUCAGGUUAAAGUGACAUGGUGCAUAGGGAUGUGAAAUUCAAAAGAAAAGUUUAGCCAUGCUUGAAAGUAGCAGUACCUAGUCACAUUUGUGCCCAUGUGUAUCAUUGACCAUGUUGUGCUAUUAAAAUGUAAUUCCUGCACAGCUUUGCUUUAAAUGAACUCAUCCGUAUUGUGGUGACAUUGCACCUUCCUGGCCAUGUGGAAGAUAAAGUGUCUGAGCUGAAACUGUGCAUGCUGGAGGUGGGAGGUGAUGGACGCUCCGCAGGAAAUUGCUAAUUCGUUGCAGAGAGGUCUCCUGUUUGUCUUGAUAAGGACGCGUGCAGCAGCAGAACGAGGAGGGGAGAGGAUGGAUCUCUUGCCGCGCGGCGCGCCGCACCAAACAAGACAGAGCUGUAGAUUCCAGUUCUUAAGAUUCCAGAACGUGGGGGUCUGCUCUGGUAUUGGCCAAGCCCCAACUGAGUCAUUUGAUUGGACACGUGUGGGAGAGCGUGGCUUCCUAGGAGAUGACUAAUCCUGCGUGCGGAACACCAUCUCAUUCACUGCACAGGGCUAGAUUUACUAAAGGUGUGCAUGUAUAAAAACCUGUGUCAACUUAAAAUCACCCAUAAAUAAAUGCACAAGCUGAUCCACUAAUGGGGAACACUGAAGAUUGCUUCUUUCAAAUGAGCAAGAUAAGUCAUAUUACCAAGAUAAUACGUUUGCCUCCAUGAAUACAGUUUGGGGCAUUUCUCGAGUCGGCAAAAUACUCAGAGGUGACCAUUCAGCUAGUUAAUUUAGCAUAGGCAAUGCAAUUUACCAAGCUUGUUGAAGACAUUGUGAUUACAUCUGCUUUUAAAGAUAAUAUAGAAUGGAUUAAUAAAUCCUUGCGCUUGGUUUUAUCAGUGAGUAUUGAUUUAAAAAAUAUAUAUAUUUUAUUGUGAGCAAAGUAUUUUACCUUGUUCUAUGAGGAAUGACAUUGUGAUGGACAUCUACCAUUUAUUUAGUGAGAGAGUAGGUGUUCCGAACAGAAAAUGUAGAAAAAGAACUGUUCUCUUAAAAAGUGAAAAAAGCAACACUAUUUUAUGAACCACAGAUUUAUUGAUUGAAUGUAGCUGGCGUCUUUGCUGAACCACAGGGUGUAUAGACUUAGUUUGUUCUUUGUAUUUGUUCUCUGUGUGUUCAGAAGGGAAAAAAGGUAAAUAUCAAGUUCAUUUCAGCCUUGCUACUUGUUAGUAGCUGCACGCAGUCUCCUCUCUGUCCUUGUGUACCUGUCUCUUAUGCCAUUAAAAUUUAAUUCCUGUA
This is a messenger RNA of Alosa sapidissima (American shad), 3480 nucleotides long. RefSeq names its product probable flavin-containing monoamine oxidase A. NCBI's taxonomy places the organism in Eukaryota, Metazoa, Chordata, Actinopteri, Clupeiformes, Clupeidae. Gene Ontology annotation, molecular function: oxidoreductase activity. Bases 186 to 1790 code for a protein of 534 amino acids. The transcript is spliced from 12 exons. The record is from RefSeq and is a predicted model, not a curated record.